Molecule: messenger RNA, 1401 nt
Organism: Theileria orientalis strain Shintoku
Lineage: Eukaryota; Apicomplexa; Aconoidasida; Piroplasmida; Theileriidae
Exons: 4
Coding region: 1-1401 (466 amino acids)
Source: RefSeq, a predicted model, not a curated record
AUGAAGGACGAUUUAUCUGACGUUUCCUCAGUGGAAGAUGAGGGCUACUCCGAGAUGCCAGAAUUCAAGCGGGAGCAGAUCCUAGCGGAGAAGCACGCGGAGCAGCUGAAGAAGAAGCAGAGAAGGAACCUGAUAGAGUCUUCGAAAUUAGAAAAGGAGGACUCGAUGGACAAGCUGAACAACGAUCUUGACUACCUGGACGACAUAAUAGAAGAGACUGCGGAGAAGCCGCCCGAAGACCAACUGAACGACAAAACGCUGUUUAACGACGACGCAGGUCCGAUACCGGCGCCCUCGAAAUCGGAAAAGCACGAGUCGAUCAAGCACGUGACGGCGUCGCUGGCGAACGCAGCCAAGGUGUCGAAGAACAAGGCGCUCAACAUCCUGGAACACCCGAACUACAACGAGUACAUAUCGGGGACGCUGAUGAACGUGUACAUCUCAGUGGACAGCACGAAGCUGACGCCGCUGGCCUCGGAAAAGAACUUCGAGGCGAAGUCGCUCUCGGAGACGUUCCCGAAGCUGAUAGGGAAGCACGUGGUGUUCCAGGUGGAGUCGGCGCUGAAGUGCGAACGUUACGACGUGCACGGAACGAACUACGUGACCUGCGACCACAAAAGCAGGAACCUGCUGGGCAGAACCGAGUACAUUUUCUGCGGCAGAAUCCUGAACGUGAACCCGGGCGUGUUCAACACGCUGGUCCUGGCGAGCGUGAACGACGUGUGCAACAUGCCCUUCUACGACCAGGACAUAACGUUCGGCGACGAGGAUUUUGCGCAGUUUCUCAAGCACAUAGCGAACAACCUGAAAUCGUUCACAUUCACGGAUGAGGACGUUCAAAUGAUCUUGGAAAGGAAAUUGCUGGACAGAGCACCCUCGACGAUGGGAAGGAAGUCGCUGAUCGCCGAGAUACAACGCUACUCACAUGAGAUUGAGCUUCUGAUGGAUGCGGCGAGAAACGACCCGUCGCAAAUACCAAGGCUCAAGGAGCACGAAAGGAAGAAGCAGGAGCUGGUCGAGAAGCUGGAGAGAUACAACAAGCCGUCAGUGACAAACCAGUACUCAGUGAGGACAUCGUCACUGCUGUGUGCAACAGAUGACCUAUCGUCAAAGGGAGUUGUGAGAAAGACGACAAAGCCGACGCCAAUGAUAAUGGGUAGGACGCAGACUAAUUACCUGGUACCUAGUAUGAAGGAAGAUGAGGCGCAAAAUGAGAUGAAUGAAACGAAGAACGUGUUCAAGAGGACGUUGAACGACCUCAAAGCAAGCAAACAGCAGUACAUUCUGGACCAAUACCUCCAGUACGUCAACAACAUGAACAUGGACUUUGACGUUGGCGACAAGCGAGUCUACUUCAGGCACUUCAAAAAAGUAAAACUGAGUGAACUUUUAAACAAUUAA